UAAUACUACACCCGCGGACCCGCCGCAGUGCUCUCCGUCCCGGCUCCAGCGUUUCCCCUUUUUUCCUCCUCAAAACAAACUGUCGCUCGCUCGCUCGCUCGGAUUAUCCGCUUCUCUCCAUUGUUUCGCUCUCGAUUCCCACCCGUGCCGUCCUCUGUGCGUGCCCCCCGAAACUCGGACUUUUCUUCCCAGUGAUAACAACCGUGUCGAGCUUCCGUGUCGCCUUCGAACUUGCCGAAUGUCCGGUGUUGUGACCAUGCGUCGGAUAAGGCUCAACGUCGUCUCCUCGAAUUUCCGGAAAAACAGUGCUUUGCAUCGCUUGAAGGGAAGGAAAUGAACACGAGCACCAGACGCCUCAGCGGAAAUCCAGCCAAAAAUUGUGCCCGGCAGCUUUUAUGACGCCUCAGUCGAAUAUUCACCGCGAAAAAAAAAUUCAAGUGCAAUAAAUAGAGUUUUUUAAAUGUUUUGUUAGUUUUUGUAAAAUCCAUGUUAUUAUUUUCUUUUUCUAACCGGUUAGCCGCGUAGUGAUUUUGGAUUUUCGGUCGAUUAUAUCUGUGAUCGGAAAAAUUCACCUGCUCGUGAUUUGAAUUGUGUUGCGGAAAAAUAUCGAUCAAUGUGCUGAUUCGGAGCGGAAACAUUAUCUGGUGUGUGUUGUGGAUGCGAAAGCAUGAAACUUUGAGUUGGCGCGGGGCAGGAAUUUCGUGUUGAAUGGUCGAUGAGGAAACGGAUCCAAGCUGACGUCAUCAUCAGCAUCCCCCUCAUUCAAUUUGAAUUUCAGUAAUCCCAACUCGAUGAGGUUCGAACAGGGCGAAGUGAUAUCAUGUAACGGGCCUCCGUCCCCCGUGGGAGCGCCCAAGACCAUCGAACCGGGUUCCAUCCCCGACAAAAGCAUGUCCUCUUUCCACCCCGCUACGGCCACGACGACUUCGAAUCUGUUCCGGCCGUCGACCGACUUCAGCGUGAGCAGCCUCCUGACCGGGAGCCCGGGGUCGGCGCACAGCAACCCGGGCCUCCCCCACAGCCCGUACCCCUUCCCGCCGCUCGGCUGCUUCCCCAAACUGCCCCCGCACCCCCCUGUGAGUGCCUACACGACGGCCGAAGAUGUGGUGCUCGCCGCCGCCGUGGCCCACCACGCGCACCCCAUGGUCCGCCCGCUCCGGGCCAUCCAGCCGGAGGACGACGGCAUCGUCGACGACCCCAAGGUCACCCUCGAGGGCAAAGACUUGUGGGAGAAGUUCCACAAGCUAGGAACCGAGAUGGUCAUCACCAAAUCUGGCAGGCGCAUGUUUCCUGCCUACAAAGUCAGAGUAAUGGGUCUUGACAAAAAAGCCAAAUACAUUCUCCUUAUGGACAUCGUGGCCGCAGACGACUGCCGCUAUAAAUUCCACAACAGUCGGUGGAUGGUGGCGGGAAAAGCGGACCCGGAAAUGCCUAAGCGGAUGUACAUCCACCCCGACUCGCCCUCGACGGGAGAGCAGUGGAUGCAAAAAGUAGUUUCCUUUCAUAAGCUCAAAUUAACCAAUAAUAUCUCAGAUAAACAUGGCUAUUUAUUUUCGACUAUUCUCAAUUCAAUGCACAAAUAUCAACCUAGGUUUCAUUUGGUACGAGCAAAUGAUAUUCUCAAAUUACCUUAUUCAACGUUCCGGACGUAUGUCUUCAAAGAGACGGAGUUCAUAGCAGUCACCGCUUACCAAAACGAAAAAAUUACGCAAUUAAAAAUUGAUAAUAACCCUUUUGCGAAAGGUUUCCGGGAUACUGGCGCAGGAAAGAGGGAGAAAAAACAAGCUCUUCUGGCAGCGCAAAAACAUGGAAGUAGUGAAGGAAAACGGUCGACCGAUCCCAAUCGAGGGGAUCCGGACGAUGACAAGCUUUUAGACGUCGUCGGUACCUCGGAUACCCCCUUACAUCCCCUUCAUCCUCACCAUACAGACUCACUGGUUGCCGAGGAAGCCAUGCGUCGCCGGUUAGCGUCAGUGCAAUAUCACCCUCUCCACCCGCUACCUCACCCCCUUCAGGCACCCCCCUCGGGGGCGUCGAUGCCCGGUCAAGACAUGGACAGCGAGCCGGAGAGCAGUUGUUCCGAGUCUGGACCCAGCUUCAGGCCCGCCGCCACCUCACCCUCCGAUAAGGACAGCGGCCAAGCUCCUGGACCUUCUGGUCACAAAUCGGGAGUGGACUACCCCUCGCCGAACAUCUCGGUGGGUCCGCCGAUCCACCCCUCGCCGCACCUGUUCCCGUACUUGUACCCGCACAACCUGUACCAGGGGGCGGGCGGGGGGCACCCGCUGCUGAGCCCCGGGCCGCCGCUCUCCUCGCUCUUCUCCUCGGCGGCGGCGGCGGCGGCCCACCCGAGCCUCCUGUUCAACGCCCAGCUGGCCCUGGCCGCCCAGCACCCGGCCCUAUUCAGCCACGCCGCCGCCGCCGCCUACGGCCUCUCGACGGCCCACCACCAGGCCACCGCCGCCCACCACCUCAAGGCCGCCAACAGCCACCGCUUCUCGCCGUACCCGCUCCCGCUCAGCCUCCCGCCCAGCACCCUCUCCUCCCUCUCGACCGGCUCGGCCUUCGAGACGGUGCAGCCCAAGUCCCGCGCCUCCUCCAGCCCGCCUCCAGUGCAAUCCUCCAAACACAAGUCGGCCUCCUCCUCGCCGCUCUCUACCGCCUCCCUCCUCCACUCGCCCAAGUCCACCUCCGGCGACUCCACCCCCGCCACGGCCGCCGCCAACUCCAGCGAGCUCAAGAGCAUCGAGAAGAUGGUCAACGGCCUCGAGUCCAGGCGCACCCCCGAUCUCUCCAACCCUAGUAAAAUCAGCCAAUCGGACAGCGCCGUCAAGUGAGACGAGCCCAGUAGGUAAUUCACCCUCAUCCCCCACAAAUUGUUCACAAAUUCCCAAGCUCAACUCCAUCCUCACCGAUCCAACGUAGAGCCCAACUUGUAUUAUUUACGUCACCGGACCUGCGCAAAGAAGAAUCAUAAAAACCUAGCCUAAUACCAAAGAACAAAGGCUUUAUUCUGCAGCCUUUUCCCUGGAAAUUUCGAAAUUCAAUCAAUAUGUGGCUACUUUUUUCUAUUUCUCGAAUGUGUUUAACUCUGGAGCAUACCUCCCCCUCCCCCAGAAAAUCCAAACACUAUGAGUGAUGAGUGACAUUCACUCCGUAAAAAGAGUUGAUUCCCCUCCGCACUUGUGUCACUUAUGUCAUUUCCGCCGUAAGAUUUGUGCCAAACUUCGGUAUUUCUACCAUCGUGCAAUAAAGUAUCCAAUACACAGUUUUUCAUGCGAUAAGGAAGAUUCACUUUUUUCUGCAGGUUCGGUUUCGUUCAUAAGAAACGCUGAUUGGCAUUUCUCUGUGAUGUUCAGAGCAAAAUUAUACAAAACAAAAAAAACGAGUGAAAUAUCCAGCAGAAACGGUGAACACGUUUCACUGUUUCUCUUUUUUUUUUCACUUCUCUUGCAUUCUCCUUUAUCGAGGAAAAAUUUGCGGUAACUGUAGGUUUACAGCUGCGUUUCAUUAAUGAUUGUGUUCCUAUCGCUUUUUGCGUUUAAAAUUAUGAUGAAGAGGUGAAAAACCGAUGGAGCAAGUUUUAGAUAAGUCUUUGCCCUCUAAAAGUUGUGAGAAAAAGUUCCUAAAUAAAUUUACUCGACUAUUUGAGUAAAUCAAGUUUGUGAUUCGAAAUUUUGUACGUGGCUUAAAAACCGUCGAGAACGAUUAGUAAAUGUCAUCUUUUCACUUUACUGUACUAUUUAGUUAAAUUAUAAUUCCUCAUCUCACGCGUGUAACAUUAUUCAAAACAAAGCCUUGAAAAUUUCGGAAAAUAAAGAACAGAGGCCCUUUCAUAAAAAAAUCAUAAAAAACUUCCUAGACUGACCAAUAUAGAAUCUGUUGAUUAUAACAGCAGAUGAUUAAAACAAAUUUUUCAAAGAAGAACAGGAGACAGUAAACGUUAGGGUUUUGUCUAAUUUUAGGAAUGCAAAGUGAACACUCAUAAUUUAAGAUAUUUCAACCAAAAUUUAAUUAAGUAUUUUAUUUGGUGCUUCAAGCUCAAUUUUCACACAAGUUGAGUUUUUAUACAUUUUGUACAGAUGUAUACUCAAUACUUCACAUGCUCUGAGGAGGUUAAAUAUCCAUCUAUGAAUCUUGCGCUAAGAAUGUAACAACGACGCAAUGAGAAAAAAAUUUACGUUCGUAAACCCGUGGGAAAGAAGGAACAAGUUUACAUCAAUUGGCCUCUGAAGCGCACCGAAAACACUAUUCCGAUUGAUUUACAUCGAUUAAGCUCAUAAAAUAUCAAACAGGUCCACCAUAAUGCUUCAUCAUCACUCGAACGUUCUGUGGUAGCUGGGAUGAUAGAGAGCCGUACGUGAGGGGAAAUGAAUGAAAGAAAGACGAUAGAAUUCAUCCCUCCUCUGUGAACUUUGGAGGGCUGCUUCAUCGUAAUCAUUCUGUCAACCGCCAGAGCGCAGCACCUUUUGGUUCACAAUCACACCCCUCACCAAUUCGCCGCUUAAUCUGGAUCUCUGUCUAUAUUCAGCUAUUUUUAUGCAUCAGCCAUAUUUUUCUGUGUUAACGUUUUGUCAUGGUUCCUCAACACUCGGCAUUAUGAUUAAAUUACGAUGCAUGGAAAGAAAAAUCUUUGUACUGUUAAUUAUAUGAUGAUGCACAAAAUUUCGGUAAACUCUUCGUGUUCAUUGUGCAAUGCGCCAGUUGAAUAGUCAUACAUAGUGAAUCAUCUUUCGAAAGUAACAUCAAUUGAGUUCUUUUUGUGCCUACUCUACAGGCAAAAAUAUUUCUAAUUUUGGUUUGCAUCGAUUGCUAUAUGGCGCAUAUCUUUCCGUUCCUUGCGAUCAAGCCCCUUUUCUUCUUUUAGCGCACUGGAUAACCAAUACAUGAAUUUACCGUCUUUGAUGUACAAUUGUAAGCCAUUUUGAUUUUCAAUCCGCAAUUUUUUUUUCAUCACGAAACGAUACAUGACUACACGACGCGUCCUCAAUGAGUUGAUGAAUCAAUUUUCUCCAAGAAUUUGCAUUCUUUUGCGGUAGAACAAUAACACGGGGACAUGACAUUCCGAUCUUUAAAUCUGACUCAUUUGCCACGGUGCAUACCGACAAUCGAAGACAUGUCGUUUCCACAACGCAAUCUUUUCCGUGACAGCUGCGGCUCAACCCUUGGGCCUUAGCAGGAGAAAAGACGACGUUUUCCAGCAGGCUCAGUUAUUUAAAAAACGCAAGCUUUAAAAUGUCGUGUUUUAUUGGCACCGUGACAAGGAGCGCAUGCUCAAUUAGCUGCUCUCCGGACUUAUCUCCUCUAUCUCUCUCUCGUAUCUUCAUCUCAAGGAGCUCAAAUAGGAGUAAAAGGAGGUGGCAAAGUGCAAUUUGUAUUCUGUUUGUUUAAGCUACCCUUUCCUCCUCCAAUAGCAGCACUGAAUCUUCCGAAGGUCAUACGAGUUUACUCUUGCAAAACAUCCACACAUUUCAAGAAAAAUAAUCGGAAUGAGUGACUUGAAAAGCUUGUAAAGAUUUUUCAUUUUAUUUCCUUAAAAUGGGUAACAUAUCGCCGUACUGCAAGAUUUUUUCGGUUCCCAAUUAUUACUCGAUUUUCACUUUGCGAGGAGAAAAUAUUCUAAAAAUACCAAAGAAUAUAUGAAUGGUGUACUUUUCAUACUUUUUGGUGCCGAACAUUGUAAAACGUAAUUUAUUUUAGUUGUAUGUUUAUUUAUUGGUUAAUUCUUUUACCUUAUUUUGCACUUGACGACUAACGAAAAAAAUGCAUGUAAAGUAACAGAUACGACUGAUAUUUAUUUUAAUGUAAGCCGGAAUCUCUCCCAAGAAAGAGGAGGGAAAUAAUAGUGCAAAACGUCACAAUCCUUGUCAGUAAUCGACAAAAUAUACAACGUGUACAUCCCUAUCAUUGAUGUCGAUUUGUCAUAAGCUGGUCAGGGCUAACUUGUUGCCAUUUUUCCCAAAAGAUCUCAAUUUGUCCUUGUUACGUCACACUUUAAAACAAUAACUGUUCUCGCCAAUUUUCACGGCGAUGGAAAACAAAUAUUGAAAUUUCUCCGAAAUUUUACCUUGAGAUGUUGAAAUUGCCUGACAAUGUCUUCAAAAGAUGUAGAGAGUUGGUUGAGGAACUGCUGGUUAGCUCAGUUCAAAUGGACUUGUUUGAAUGUAAUUCGUGCAAGUAAAUUGAGUGGGCCUUAUUGUCUUUCCUAUACAUUUGGACUACAUUUUACAAUUUGGAACUAUAAAUACUAGCCAGGUUUAAAAACAACGUAUGUGCCAUCAGUUUCCCUACGCACAUAAGUGUUUUUCCAGAAGAGGCAGGAUUUGUAGUUCCAUAUUGCAAAAUGCGGUCCAUUUGGCCCGCGCUUUUGAUUAGUACAAAGAUCUCAAUUAAUAUUGGAAAUGAAAUGUUUUAGAAUUCAUUGAAACUGCUUGAGAAUGGAUUUAUUUUAUCUUCUUUUUCAUUUAUUCGUUUCUCCCUGUCUAUGAUAUUGCUUCUUCUGAAAUACAAAAAAUGAAUUUCAACUUUCACUGAAGAGAACGCGGAUUUUUUCCUCUAAACAUCGUCUGUAAAUAACUUUGAUGCAAUAAUCGAUGUUCAGAACGUGUUUCAUACAAUUUGCAAGGAUUUUUUCCUCAAAUUUUCAAGCACCGUACAUUUCAUAAAAGCGAAUCAAAACUAAAUGACAGGAGAAAGAAUAAUCGAUAAAUUUGUGGUUUGGUGCUACUGAAGACUAUAAUAAUUAUGGCCUCUGGUAGUUGUUCUCCAUGCCUCUUUUCCAUUCUUGAGACAGAAUCAAGACAUGCAACCUGUACUAGUUGUUGUUGAGAGAUUGUUUUUGUAAAUGAAAGUCUGUAACUGUAUCAAAAUUGUUCCAUAAAAAUUACUUGUAGUGUAAAGAAAAACUGUGGAUGUUAAAUGUAAUUGAAAAUGUACAGACUGUAAAUAUUACUUGAAAGUUAGGCAUCAUCCAAUCUGUGUAACAUAGUGUAACUGUAAUAUAUGAAUUCCUUUUCCUCUUAA
Bemisia tabaci is the source of this 7023-nucleotide messenger RNA. Lineage: Eukaryota; Metazoa; Arthropoda; Insecta; Hemiptera; Aleyrodidae. The record is from RefSeq and is a predicted model, not a curated record.